UUACAGUUUACGUUUAUGUUUCGAUAGUAAGAGCCGAAGAAGUGAAGCUGUAAAAUCCUUACACCGGAGCCUAAGAAGUUACCUCCAUAAUGCCGCAAAGUUACGUAACUCUGAAGAAGGCUCCCCGACCAACGCACGAUCCGCCGUUUACGUUGAAGGAUUUGAAAGCCGCUAUCCCGCCACAUUGCUUUGAGAGAUCCACAUUGAAGUCUUACGCUUAUGUUGUUUGGGAUUUAACGAUGGCGUGGUUGUUAUAUCUAAGCACGGGCUACUUCAACCAUCCUUAUCUACCGCCUUGGGCGUCCUAUAUUCUCUGGCCUCUCUACUGGAUUUGCCAAGGCUGUGUUUGCACCGGCAUCUGGGUUUUGGCGCACGAGUGUGGCCAUUAUUCGUUUUCCGACAGCAAAACUGUUUGUGACUACACUGGGCUUGUGUUACAUUCUGCGCUGCUUGUGCCGUAUCACUCAUGGCGAAUAAGUCACGCAAAACAUCAUCGAAGUACAAAUGAUAUGGACCGUGACGAAGUUUUUGUUCCCAGUACAAAAGAAGAGUUUACUAAAGAUGGACUGGCAGCUCUGUCUCCCACCUGGAACGUUUUGUCCCUGUUGAAAAUGUCCCUGUUUGGCUGGCCUGGUUAUCUAAUGUUCCACAUCGCCGGACGUAAAUACCACACUCAUACAGAUCACUUCAACCCAAAAAGCCCGAUUUUUAGCAAGAAAGACUAUAAAGACAUCGUUAUCAGUGACAUUGCAUUGGUGGUGUGGAUCGGUUUCCUUGGCUACCUGGCUUAUGUGAACUCUACUUUUUGGCUGUUGAAGGUAUAUAUCAUCCCUUAUCUCAUUGUGAAUUUCUGGUUGGUCUUCAUCACAGACUUACAACACUCGGAUGCCGCUGUGCCUCACUAUAGAGGCCAACAGUGGAACUGGCUUAAAGGGGCACUGUGCACCGUGGAUCGGGAUUACGGAAUUUUGAAUCAUGUUUUCCACCACAUUGGAGACACACACAUUGCCCAUCAUCUUUUUUCACUCAUACCUCACUACCACGCAGUUGAAGCCACGGAGCAUCUGAAGAAAGCUCUGGGAGAGUUCUAUUACAAAGACGAGACACCAAUUUUCAAGGCUAUGUGGUUGACUGGCAGAUACUGCCGUUAUGUUGAAAACUCUGGUGAUAUUUUAUGGUUUAAGCAUGAUUAAUUUCUGUCAUAAUAUUUGCGUCAAGAAUGAACCAGUUUGUGUAAAUCACAGAAAAUAGUGGAUCACUAGACAUUAAACUAAACAGCAAAUUUGUAACAUCUAGAUAAGUAUAAUUCACUUUGAUAUGUUUUAUUUUUUUGUUUUCUUAUAUUUUUUUUAUAACCUUGUAUGGUUGCAGCUGAGAAAAGGAACCCUAAAAUUUGAAAACAUACAUUGAAGUACAGUCGUUUCUCCAGCCAUUUGAGUACUGCUAACUUGAAAUUUCCUCUAAUUACCGUCUCGAUGAUUUAUUUUUUCGAGGGGGAUUUCUUUCUUUUGUUGAUGAAAUUUCAGUUUCAUGCAGAAAUUUCCAUUUCAUGAGCAUUAAGUUCGGUCACCAUCAAACUAAUCUUACAAUAUAAAUGUUUAAGUGAUAUGUAAAUCUUUCACAAUGAUGAGGAUUUACACAGGCAGGUACCAGAUCUUUGUUAACACCUGUGAGCGUCACGCAAAAAAAACAAGAUGUAGGCGCAAGAUUUUGGUAAGUCCAGCUUUGAAUACGGGUGUUAUUUAUUCCCUUAAGAAUCUUUGACCUAUUAAUGAAAAUAUAACUUUAAAGAAUAUAAGAAUUGCUCAUGAUCUUUUCAAUAUUACCAAAUUACUACGGGACUUAGAAACUAGUCAACAAAAAUUGCAAAAAUUAAUAUGUUUAUAUAGAGAUAAGCAAGCGGUCGAAAGAAAGGUCGACGUAUCGAAAAUGAAACAAGAAGUCGAGUAAAUAUUAAGUUGUCAGCAUGGACAAUACGGUGCUUUAAAUGCUAUGGAAACAAUUGUUUAAUAUUUUCAGUUCAGUGCAUACUGAACGGCUGAAUACGUUUACAGUCUCGGUCCUUAAGUCCUCCUUUACGUCUUCGAAAUUCUUCGUGUAACUAUGAAAUUGCGUUUAAACGACGAAAACGUUUUUAUUCA
Pocillopora verrucosa is the source of this 2141-nucleotide messenger RNA. RefSeq lists its product as uncharacterized. Lineage: Eukaryota; Metazoa; Cnidaria; Anthozoa; Scleractinia; Pocilloporidae. The record is from RefSeq and is a predicted model, not a curated record. Gene Ontology annotation, molecular function: oxidoreductase activity, acting on paired donors, with oxidation of a pair of donors resulting in the reduction of molecular oxygen to two molecules of water. Gene Ontology annotation, biological process: unsaturated fatty acid biosynthetic process.